Messenger RNA from Centrocercus urophasianus (Greater sage-grouse), 1674 nucleotides. RefSeq names its product migration and invasion enhancer 1 (gene MIEN1). Gene Ontology annotation, biological process: positive regulation of filopodium assembly; negative regulation of apoptotic process. NCBI's taxonomy places the organism in Eukaryota, Metazoa, Chordata, Aves, Galliformes, Phasianidae. The record is from RefSeq and is a predicted model, not a curated record. The transcript is spliced from 5 exons. The coding region runs from base 1 to 954 and encodes 317 amino acids.
AUGUUGUGCCGGGAUGAGCCGAGCCGCGAGCGCCGCGCCGGCACAACCGUCAUCACGGCGCGGUACAGCCCAGCCCAGCCACCUCCUCGGGUCCGGCCAAACCAGUUCUGGAGGCCGCUCCCAGCUCCACCUCACCGUGCUGGCAUCCGUGCCGCGCCGGGGCCGGGGGCGAGGAGACGGAGACCGCCGUGGGAACGGCCCCCCGCCGCGCCGUGCCGCCCUCGCCCAUGGCUCCGCGCCCGCUGCCAGCACCCACACAUGCAGGGGACACGGGGACACGGCGGUGCUCCAGGGGACCCCGCGUGGCUCUGCCUGGCACGGCUCGGUGUGGAUGGGCACGGCCUGGCGUGGCGCGGCACACGCUGCCCAGGACAAGCAGAAGCAAGCAAAGCCCGGCGCAGCGGUGCGGCCGCCUGGCACGCGGCACACGGGGCAGCGGCACGUCCCGGUGCUAUACGUCCCUCCCGACAGCAGAGGGCGGUAACGCGGAGGGAACGGAGCAGACGAGAGGGCGGUGCAGAGCGGCCGGAAGCUCCGUGUCACGUGGCAGCACCCGGAAGCGGCGGCAGGAGUGCGGCCAUGAGCAGCGGCGGUGGCAACGGAGCGGCGGCCGCUGGGACCGAGACCGAGGCCGGUGACGGUUUUGUUUCCAGUUCCGGUUCGGAGCGGCGGGUCCACAUCAUGGUGGAGUACUGCGAACCCUGCGGCUUCGGGGCCACCUACGAGGAGCUGGCGAGCGCCGUGCGGGAGGAAUAUCCCGACAUCGAGAUCGAGUCCCGCCUGGGGGGCACCGGCGCCUUUGAGAUUGAGAUUAACGGGCAGCUGGUCUUCUCCAAGCUGGAGAACGGAGGCUUUCCCUACGAGAAGGACCUGAUCGAAGCGAUCCGCAGAGCCAGGAAUGGGGAACCGCUGGAGAAGAUCACCAACAGCCGCCCCCCCUGCGUCAUCCUGUAGCCCCGCGCCUGGUGGGGGUCUCCUGUCCCCUCAGCACCCCGUGCUUUGCUGCUCCCCGUUAAACUUCCUGCACCCAUGGGGACGUUGGAGGAAUGCGGGAGCAUAAGGAGGGGAGCUGCCAUGGUGCUGCUGUCACUGGUCCAGCUCUGCCCAUCUCCUGAGGCCGCGUCCACACCACACGUGGGCUGUAACCGUGGCACUUACCUGCCUGCUCCCCUCCUGCCCCUCCCUCCAGCAGCAGCACAGAGGGGCUCAUUCUCAGCCCCUGGGGGGUUUGGGGCACUCACAGCCCCGCUGCUUCCUGACCUGUGAGGCCAGUGAACGCCCAGCCCAACCUGACCGUCAGAGGGGACGCAGCGGCUUCAGAGCUCCCAAAGGUUUAUGCAGAGGAACGUAAACUUGAGUGCGGUUCGUUAAUGAUUACAGCUUCUCUGAUCACUGUUUAAACAGGUACGAGGGCAGCAGGGACCGGCUGGCCAUGGGAAGCCCUGCUUGGCUCUAUCCCCACAGCCCCGGGGUUCGUUUAACGGCCACGAGCUUCUCCUGCUGCCCUGUUCCCAGGCUCCUGGCUCUCACCCUCCCCACGUAAUGACUCUGCCCUUUGCCGCAGGGCAGCUGAGCCCAGGGCAGCGUGGCCGAGCCGAGGUGGCCGCCCCCUAUUUAUUAUGUACUGUCUGUAAGCCCCACGAUCCAGUGCUGAAUAAAGGAUGGAGGAAAACA